Ostreococcus lucimarinus CCE9901 is the source of this 1236-nucleotide messenger RNA. RefSeq lists its product with no specific name. The coding region runs from base 1 to 1236 and encodes 411 amino acids. The transcript has a single exon. The record is from RefSeq and is a predicted model, not a curated record. Lineage: Eukaryota; Viridiplantae; Chlorophyta; Mamiellophyceae; Mamiellales; Bathycoccaceae.
AUGUCCGCGGCGCUGGCGGAGACGAUCGCGCGCGACGCCGCGGACGGACGCGCGGGCGAGUACGACCUCGCGGGAUUCGGCGAGGCGUGGGUCGACGCGCUCGUCGAGGCGGCGUUCGCGACGCCGACGCGCGCGAAAGGAGGGUUUUACGCGUCGUGCAAGUUCAUCGUCGGCGGCGGGAAGAAGACGCGGGCGAAGUACGACGAUGAGGUGGUGAAACACUUGACGGCGGCGCUGCGCGCGAGGGGGUUCGAGGACGACAGAGGCGCGAGCGCGUGCGAGGCGUGCCAAGGGACGUAUAAGUACCAGCACGACACGGAUAAGGAUUUAAAAUACUUGCACGUGUUUCCGAGGGUGACGCACGAGGCGGAGGGGGGGGAGGCGGCGGCGGCGGCGGGCGGGACGCAGUCGCCCGAGUAUCGCGCGUGCGCGUGCGAUUUGGAGGAGUUCGAGCGAUUGGUGGAGAUGUAUUGUCCGAGCUUUUCGCAAAAGCGCGCGCUGUUGCGCAGGAUGAAGGUGAUGGAGCACGCGCUCGGGGCGCUGGAACAAAAGGUGAUCGCGAUGGAGAGCUUGAAUGAUCGCGAGCAGACGAUGUACGACUCGAUGGUUGAAGUCGCGGCGAAGAUUGAGUUCUUACAACAGGCGCUGGACGACAUGAUCAAGAAGGGUCGAUUGACGAAAGGCGAACAAGGAGAAAUCGUCGAAGAUUUGGAGCUCAAGCUCGAAGAUUUGAACCUGAUGGUGAACGAGGCGAACGAGGAGGGGAAGCCGAAGCGCGCGGAGAUGCUCGAGAGCAAGAAGGAAAUCGUCGUCAAGAAGAUUGACUCGGUGCGCGCGAAACCUCCAAUCGUGUACACGGUGCCGCACGAACGCGAACUUUUGGACUUGAAGAAGGAGCUGAACUCGCUGAAAAAAAUUGCCGCACAAUCGAAAGGAAAGUUGAUGAGCGGUGCGGACGCGGCGAAGUGCGCGAAUAUUCCCAAGCUCGAAGAGCGCAUAGCGAAUUUGGAAAACUCCGAGGAAAAAGGAUGGUACGAGGACGAAUGCCGAGCGCUUCUCUUUCCACCGGUCGCCGAAAAGAAAGCACCGGCGAAGGCCAAGGCGAGUGGCGCCAAAACCAAUUCGGGAUGGCUCACCAAGGCGGCAAAGGGCGGAUCGCGCGGCGGAGGUGGAUCCGCGAAAGCUUCGUCGACUCGUGGUCCUUCCAACCCGUUCGCGAUGCUCGGCGACGAUUAG